AUGGCGUUCACGACCAUUCCCCUCCUCAAGUUCGUAGGGACCGUGUCCCUCGGCUUGCUGACGGGCGUCUCCUACACCGUCUCCCGCCUCGCCCUCCCCGCGCUCCUCGACCUGCCCUCCGCCGCCGCCGCCGGCGACGCCCUCUCCCGCCUAUCCGCCUCUCUCCGCGCUCCUCUCCUCGCACUCCCCGCCCUCGCCGCCGCGCCCCUCGCGCUCGCCUACGCGCUCGCCCCGCGGCCUGCCCGCCACCCCUACCUCCUCUACGCCGCGCUCCUCGCCGCUCUCAGCGGCGCGGCCCCCCGUCUACUCCUCAGCGGCGCGGCCCCCGCAGCGCCGCGGCCGGUGGUGGUGAAGCCGUCGGCGCGCGCGCGCAUGGAGGCCAGCUACGAGGUGCUUGGCGACGUCCACAGCGAACCGGCCAGCGAGGAGGACGCGGACGAGCAGCAGGUCAACGGCGAGGAGGUGCGUGGGCGCCUCCAGGGGAGCGCGAAGGCGCAUGCCGUCCAGGCCGGGCUAGCGGGCCUCGCGUUUGCCAUGUCCGUGGUUGGCCUCUGGGGCGAUGGUGCCCCGAGGGUCAUUGUAUCCUAA
Molecule: messenger RNA, 588 nt
Organism: Cordyceps fumosorosea ARSEF 2679
Lineage: Eukaryota; Fungi; Ascomycota; Sordariomycetes; Hypocreales; Cordycipitaceae
Exons: 2
Coding region: 1-588 (195 amino acids)
Biological process (GO): autophagy of mitochondrion
Cellular component (GO): mitochondrion
Source: RefSeq, a predicted model, not a curated record